Messenger RNA from Alosa sapidissima (American shad), 2642 nucleotides. RefSeq names its product zinc finger protein 2 homolog. NCBI's taxonomy places the organism in Eukaryota, Metazoa, Chordata, Actinopteri, Clupeiformes, Clupeidae. Gene Ontology annotation, biological process: regulation of gene expression. Bases 280 to 2286 code for a protein of 668 amino acids. Gene Ontology annotation, cellular component: nucleus. The record is from RefSeq and is a predicted model, not a curated record. The transcript is spliced from 8 exons.
AUAUGUGCAAUUUUGUUACAGACGUUAUUAAGCAAAAAAAAAAUCAUUUUACAUAAACUAUCAACAUGAGAUAUAAACGACGCGCAGCUCAGAUCCGCACUACCAGCAAUCAAAUGAAACAACGUAGUCGUGGUCCCUAAACUCACUUCCUGAAAUUCUGCGCCGUGUGUUGUUGUAAAGAUGGUCUGGGUAACGUUAUCUUAUGUGACAUUAUUCGUUACAAAUAACUUUCUUCUUUCUUUACCGUCGAACUUUUAAAAAAGAAGCACAACAUGUUACAUGACGAGCCCUCAAAUGAGAAUGAAUGGGCUCAAAGAUAUUUACCAAGACAUACCGCCGGUGACCCUGCGUCUGGCAGAAGACAGGGUCACAUCCCACCUUUACUGCAGCUCAACAGAGGGGAUGGAGGCCAGGGUAUCAAGCCUUGUGGAGGCCUUCCUAGUAGAGGUGUAUCGUUGUAGGGUAUGCAAAUUUACCAGCAGCAUUAAAGCCAGUAUCAGCACCCAUGUGGCUGAAACACAUGAUUUAAGUUCCCUGACGUGUCUGGAGAAAGACAAUAGUGAAAGUGCAGAUGUUGGGUUAGAGGUUGAAGAGAGUGAGGUUUUGAAUCAAAACGAUACCCCUUAUGACCUGGAUGGUGAGCUGCACUCCAAAGAUGGCGAAGACCACAUGGACCAUAUCGGACUAGAGCGCAUGUCCUUCUUGCUGCCUAUGUAUGGGAUGCUUCAGAACAUAAGUCCUCAGUCCUGUGAAAUGGGCCUCAGCUCUAACUCAGAGAGCAGUCUCCACGUGGAGGAGACUUGUGAGGUAAGUACUUUAUUCGCAGAGAAUGGAAACGGUGAGGACAGUGAAGAAGAGUCUGUGUUCCAGCUCCGUGACUCCAGGACGGACUUGCCAAAUGCUCUGUCCUGUCGAUUGGACUCGGACGUUGAUGACGAGGAGAUGGCCCAGUCAGCACACUUGAUGACCCUGGGCUUAUGCCGCAUCUCCAGCAACAGGGUCCACCAACAGUCCAGCAUUCCUGACAGUAAGCCUGCCUCUGGCACACAGGACCCUGGGGACUUCAUAGAGGACAAACAAACUAGCCUGUCCGUUCCAGAGACACUUCAGCAAAUUGAGGAGGACGGAAGCAUGUCCUGUAUUCUCUGUCACGUGGUGGUGUCGAACCGGAGUCUGCUGGACGUGCAUCUCAAGUGCCACAAUGGACCACAGGAGUUCAGGUGUCCUCGCUGCGGUGUGGAGGCCCAGGAGUGGACGGACAUGGAGUGCCACUGGCGGGGUCACAGUAAGAGGAGGGGUGCCAGGCCGCACAGGUGCACGGUGUGCCAUAAGACGUUUCAGUGCAAGGAUGCACGGCGUGCUCAUGAGCAGAAGCAUAAACGCCGGAAGCAAGCACAAACUCAGCCUCGGACAGUGUUGUUACAGUGCCCCUCCUGUGACGAAUGGUGCCAGUCUACGUCGGAGUUUGAGUUACACAAACGCUCUCAUUGCCAGGGAGGGUUCAAAUGUCCACAGUGUGAUUUCCUCGAAAACUCUUGGAAAAAGGUUCACCGACAUAUUCGGACAAAACACAAAUAUCUGGAAAAAAGGAAGAAAAAAUGCCAAGAACUCCACAACCACUUGAAUGAGAAUUCACAAAAGCCAAAGAUGUUUGAGCCAGACACAUGGUAUCAGCCAGUGAAGAAGAGAACAAAGCAAAUAACUACUGAGAAGGAGAGGGAAGGCCAGAGUAAUGGGCAUCCGCAGGAGCAGACUCUACGCCUUAAGAAGAACACAGGAGGGAGGAAGGAAUUCUGCUGCACCCUUUGUGACAGGAAGUUCUCCACGAAGAUGACCAUGCGUCGCCACAUGGGCAUCCACCAAGGAGACAAGCCCUUUGAGUGCCCGCACUGUGAUUACUGCACCCGACUUAAAGCCUCCCUUGAACAGCACCUCCGGGUUCACACAGGUGAGAAGCCCUUCAAAUGCACCCAGUGUUCAUACGCGUCUAUCGACCGAAGCUCCCUCCGCAGACAUUUGCGCACACACACUCAGGAGAAACCCUACUGCUGCCAGUACUGCUCAUACAGCAGCAUCCAAAAGAAAAGCCUGGACCUGCACCUGCGGCGCCACCACACAGGAGAGUCCUUCCCUUGUCACCUGUGCAAGUACACCACUCCGGACAGGCAGCUGCUGGUCCGCCACGUACGCAAGCACCACAGCUCCGAGAACUCUCCUCUGCUGAGCCAGAAGACUGCCUCCGCGUGCCCAGUGCCCAGCCGCAAUACAACAAAGCCCGCUGACUGAGUAGACCCCGGCAACCACAGAAAUAGCCUCUGUAAUCUAUUUCUGUGGUAUGAGUAAUGAAACAAGACUGUUAGUGACAUGAUAUACCACACCUAAACAUAUGACAGGAGGCCGUCUGAUUUCUUUUAAUUAAAUCUUGAACUUACACGUUAUACCUUAUAUAUAUACGUUUUCCAAAAGUCACACAGAUCAAGCUCACUUUGGGGACGUUUUCCUUUUAACUGUUUUAUAAUGGAUCAUUGUAACAAUGAUAAUGGACCCAUUCAAAGGUCCUUCUGGUCUUAAUUUAUGUUUCAGACAUAAAAAACACCCACUUGUGGCUUUCCUGUAAACACAAAAUAAAACAAACAACUUUA